Colletotrichum gloeosporioides is the source of this 414-nucleotide messenger RNA. RefSeq lists its product as uncharacterized. Bases 1 to 414 code for a protein of 137 amino acids. The record is from RefSeq and is a predicted model, not a curated record. The transcript has a single exon. Lineage: Eukaryota; Fungi; Ascomycota; Sordariomycetes; Glomerellales; Glomerellaceae.
AUGUGGCUAACAGGAUACCCCCCUUCCUCCAAGGAGUAUUUCGAAAGCUUCCUUUUGACUGAACCCGGCUCAUUCACCGCCUCCGGGAUCGAGCCUUGCUUCAACGAGUAUGUCGAACGCUUCAUGUAUCCUGGAUUCGGCCAGCACGUGGUGAGCAGUCCGUCGUCAUACAUCGCCUACGAGAUGGAGUAUGGCCAAGAGCCGUACACAAAACAGACGUACCCUCUGCCAUCCCAAUCGACAAGCUACAAGGUCGCCUCGAACGAGGACAACAAAGAUUUGGACUGGCCCGAGGGCGUUGACAUAGACCCCUUGAUAGCGGCGAUAUAUCGCAACGCGAUGAAGAGCCCGCUCUGCGGGGAGCCGGGCUCCCCGACCACAUCUUGGUCAACAUCAUGCAGCAAACGGAUCUGA